UUAAUGCUACCUUGUACUGCGUACUCUAAAGCAAGUCUACCGAAAGGCUAACUUAACCGAAAAUCUACCAAGACGCAUAACGUUUUCUGACAAAAGUUGCAAGACUAAAAGGUCUCUGUUCCCUGGAACAGACAACGGAGUUAUCGCACCAUUAGCGGGAUCUGAAGACUACAAACGCAAAAAGGAGCUGUGGAAGCCGGUGCUCACCCAGAGUGGAUGUUCUCAUGAUGAGAGGUUCAUCCAGAGGGCCUUCUGUUCUCAGCCUGGAUGAUCACUGCGCCUGGACUGGAACUGGUGGUAAAUUAUACCACAUUACAUAAGUCUUAUUCCAGAGCAUCUCAUUCUAGAAUAAUGUACACAAGGGGCUGGUAAACAUUUUUACAUUUCGGCUCUAAAAAGCAACUGACCUUUGUUUACUAUGGAUCUUCCUAGAAUUGAAUCUCUGCUCUCAACAGAACAAAAGCAUUUGCCAACUUUUAAUUCUGGCCAAAUUAAAGUGGAGGAUGAAGACUCUCUAUUAGGCAGUCUCUGUGACAAAACCCCCUUUAACCGCCAAAAGCGCAAUGGAACCACUGCACAAAAUGAAUGUGUUAAAUGGCUCAAUGCUGCAGAGAAGGACAAGGAAGUGAGACCUGUUUCUGAACAAAAAGAGCCCACCAGCACCAUGAUUAAGACCGAGUAUUAUGAAAUAGAUCCUGCAAAGUCAGAACUACCUGAUGAGACGGGAGAUUACAUUACAUUAGAUGAACAAUAUACUGGAAUGUCAUCUGCUCUCAAGUGCUCUGACAAAGUAAAAAUGGAGAAAAAGGAUCUAAGUGAAAACUCUAUUGUCAGAAAGGAAUGGUUCUGUUUGGAAUGUGGUAAGAGCUUCAGUCAGGAAAGAUACCUGAAGAUACACAAGAAGGCUCAUGUCAGAAGCAAGCUUAAAUUUGCAGAAAAGCAUAAAAACCUGGGGAUUAUCUGCAUGGAGUGCAAGAAAACAUUCACUCAGCAUAGCCACUUGCAAAAACACAAAUUAAUUCACACAGGAGAGAAACCAUACUCGUGUGAUGUAUGUAAGAAGAGUUUCCGACAAAUGGGGACUUUAACAAUUCAUCAGCGAAUUCACACGGGGGAAAAACCUCACAAAUGUCCGAUAUGUGGGAAGGCUUUCAGGCACUUGGUGGGCAUGACAAACCAUAAGUCAACUCAUACAGGAGAGAAACCAUAUUCUUGUGCUGAAUGUGGGAAGACUUUCAGACUUUUUGUUAACUUUAAAAGCCAUGAACGUAUUCAUUCUGGAGAGAAACCUUAUUGCUGUUCUGUGUGUGGAAGAAGUUACAGAUUGUCUUCAAGUUUAAAGGUGCAUGAGCGAAUUCACACGGGAGAAAAACCAUAUUUUUGCAAUGACUGUGGGAAGGCUUUUCGUAGCAGCAGUGACCUUGGAAAACAUAAGACGGUUCAUACUGGGGAGAAACCACAUUCUUGCACAGAAUGCAUGAGGACAUUCCGAACAUUUGGAAACUUUAAGCAGCAUCAGAAAAUUCACACGGGAGAGAAACCAUACAAAUGUCCUGAAUGUCCAAAACGUUUUAUACGUUCAAAUGCUAUGAAACAACAUCUGAGACUUCAUACAGGAGAGAAACCAUUCUCCUGUGCUGAUUGUGGAAUACGUUUUAGUAAUUCAGCAAGCCUUACAAGGCACCAAGACAGAAACCAUUCACUUAAAUAGUGUGGGAAAGGUUUCAGAUCCUUAAGUUCGCUAACAUCAGAAAUUGGCACCGCACAGUUGCAGCAAGUGUCAGAAGACAUUUUUGCAUCUGGGACUGAACACUACAUCUUAGAAUUCACAUGGUUGAGCAGAUGCAUACCUGCAUUGACUGUGGGAAGCAUUUUACUCAUGUAGGGUCUUUAAAACGGCAUAUGAGUAUUCACAGAAAAGGGACAUUCCUGCACUGACUGAAAAUGUUUUUUUGUUUGUGGAGGGCCUUGACAAUUCAAGAACAACUUGAACAGUCACACUCAAGAUAGAAUACACCCCCUUGUAUUAAAUGUGGUAAGUGUUUUAAGUAUUUAGCCAGGUUUAAAAAAACACCAGGAAGGUCACAUAGGUCAGGAUUAAUCAUGAAAUAUAAAUGUAUACAUCAUGGCCCAUCUGCUUUCGGUUACUAUUUUUGAAUAUGGUAUUGAAAUCAAAAAUAAGUAUAGAUUUUUCAGUUUAGCGGUCCAUUAGCAAGAGCAAGAAGAGAAAUCGGAGAUGAUUGACUUCAACUGUAGGAAGCCUGCAAAAUCAAGUUCCCAAAAGUUCAGGGCCAGACAGUAGAGGGCAGCAUUGAUACUUGAAAUAAUGAAUCAUGAAGCUGUAUCCAUUUUUGGAUCAAUUUGAAAAAUGUUCCAUGUUUGCAAUAAUGGAAGCCUCAAAGGAACAUUCAUACAGCAUAUGGGAAUUAUUUUCCAUUUAGGAUUUUCAAUUGAUUGUCAAAGCUAGAAGUGGGUUAU
Conger conger (European conger) is the source of this 2478-nucleotide messenger RNA. Its product is annotated as zinc finger protein 501-like. NCBI's taxonomy places the organism in Eukaryota, Metazoa, Chordata, Actinopteri, Anguilliformes, Congridae. The record is from RefSeq and is a predicted model, not a curated record. Gene Ontology annotation, biological process: regulation of transcription by RNA polymerase II. The transcript is spliced from 2 exons. Gene Ontology annotation, molecular function: RNA polymerase II cis-regulatory region sequence-specific DNA binding; DNA-binding transcription factor activity. Bases 419 to 1711 code for a protein of 430 amino acids.